AUGAUGAGGCCGCACCCGACGCAUUGCGGUGUGUGCAAUGUGAACUACGCAGACCCCACAAAGGUGAAACCUUUCCAACAACAAUCCAAAAACUCCAACGGAUCUGUGUUGAACCUGACGUGUGCGUCGUGUAUCAACUUUAAGUUGCUGAAGUUAAAGCUCGAACUUAUUGAAACGGAUCGUAUUAGCCAAUUGGCCAGCAACCAGGUUGAUGGCGUGUUGAGUCAUUGUAUCAAUGGAAGGGCUUCUGGAUUUAUUCAAGAGUACCUAGAUGUUGGUGAUAAGGGCACGGACAGGCAAAAGCUUCUUAGUCAGACAGCUGGUUCAAAUUCGCAUGUUUCGAUUCCGCUUCCGUCUGCUGAUUCAGCAGCCAGGUUGGCCCAGGUUUUGCUAAGCGUUGAAGUUUCGCAUUAUAAGAGAAGCAUAUCGCGGAAUAAGACCAGGAUCGCUAUGCUUGCUCAAGAAGUCGAUUCUUUGAAGGCAGAGCUAGAGGCACCAAAGGAGAAUCUUCGCCAGAGACGGAUCCAUCUAGAAGAGGAAACUACCAAGUUGCAAGAUAUGUAUGCCAAAUCUAGGGACUUGAUCCAGCGUGGAAUUGUGGAAUACAGAAAUGAGAAGUCUGAUGCCGUCAAGAAGCUUUUGUCUAAUGCCAGGUCAAAGAUGUUCCAGCAAGAGAUCAAAGUCUUUGGAGUGAAGGAGGUGAACUACUCCAAGAAACUCCAUUCAAAGCAACUGGCAGAGUUCAAAGCAAAUUCGCAAUCUAAGCAUCAAAAUUACGAUCGCAUUCAAAGCUUAAACCGAAACCUGAUAGCCAAUAUUCGUCUUUACAAUAAAGCCAAGGAACCUGUGUUUGAUGAUCUAAAACUGAUGAUGUGCUUCAUUCCCAUAAUACCGAUCCCACAGUUCUUCAAUUUCUCGGCUCCUAUUAUCAACACCUCCUUGGAGAAUAUUUGCAGGUUUAUCCAGAUCAUGUCGUUGUACCUGAAUGUGAGCUUGCCUUAUGAUAUGGUUGUCUUUCCAACACCCGAGUUUGUCCACGGCAUCAAUAAGAAGACCCAGCAAAAUCUCGAGCCCUUGAGACCUCUGUUCUCGUCCAAUAUUUCUGACAAGAGUGAGUACCAUACUGCCUAUAUCCCAUCCAAGAUGGUAGACGGGAAGUCCCAUAUAGAGUUUCUGGCUGAUGCUUCCAACUUACAGGUUCUGGCCUUCAGCAGGGGUCUUGCAUGUUUGAUUAUCGACAUGAUGUAUCUCAUCAAAGUCUUGGAUGAAAGGGCUAAAGAAAUCAAUGUUGUGAACGAUUUAAAGAUUCGCUCUUUUGAAGAAGCUGUGAAGCUUGAUGGUCUGGUGUGGAUGCUGAUCUAUAAUGAAAAGUAUCACGCUUCUCGAUAUGGAGCACCCCGGGAGCAGGAUCAAGAACGAAAUGAUACAGAAAACUCUUCCAGCAGAGGAGACGAAAAGCAUGUUCUGGACAUCUCCAAAACCCGAGCACCCACCGACAGAAGGGUAUCCAUCUCUGAAGCAUUAGUCGGAUUCUGGAAGAAAAAAACGAAACCCGUUCCAGUCAACACCUCCAAAGAGGUUACAAAAGAGCCGUCACAGGAACGAUCUGAUUCAGACGAGAAUCUGGAUUUACGAUACAGUUUUUGGAAGGAGGAGAAGGCAGAGGUUGAUGCUGGAAAGAAGAGUAGCUCAUCCAUUGUGUUCGAAUCGGUUCUGGAUUCCAAGUUUGAAGCGCCAACCCUGACCUCAAGCAAAGACCUGUACAAUUUUGAGAAGUUGCAUAUGUACAUUUACGAGUUUUUCGCGCGAGAGAUUCUGAAGCGGAUAGAGGACCAGUCAAAGAGGGCUUCUGCGGAAUCGUCCACAUUUAUUGUUUCGCUGGAUCACGAUGAGACCGUCCCAAAACAACAGAAAACCAAAAAGAAAGAUCCACCAAACUUCAUACCGCCUCCUACUGUUACCACAUCCACUGUUGAGUUCAAUGCUUCGUCGGGUCACGAUCACACCAACCUCCAUGUUAACAGUGUGCAAACCACCAGGAGAUCUGUAUCUACGCCCACGAAGUCAAGGCCAAAAAAGCCUCACCACAAUAGUGGGCGCUCUGUUUCGUCCAAGGCUUCCAAGGCUUCCAAGGCAAACUCUUCCAGGUCUACAAACACGUUUGACAACUGGGAGGUCAUAUAA
Messenger RNA from Kuraishia capsulata CBS 1993, 2184 nucleotides. RefSeq lists its product as uncharacterized. The record is from RefSeq and is a predicted model, not a curated record. NCBI's taxonomy places the organism in Eukaryota, Fungi, Ascomycota, Pichiomycetes, Pichiales, Pichiaceae. The transcript has a single exon. The coding region runs from base 1 to 2184 and encodes 727 amino acids.